This is a messenger RNA of Daucus carota subsp. sativus, 1008 nucleotides long. Its product is annotated as GTP-binding protein SAR1A. The coding region runs from base 160 to 741 and encodes 193 amino acids. Lineage: Eukaryota; Viridiplantae; Streptophyta; Magnoliopsida; Apiales; Apiaceae. Gene Ontology annotation, biological process: intracellular protein transport; membrane organization; vesicle organization. Gene Ontology annotation, molecular function: GTPase activity; GTP binding. The record is from RefSeq and is a predicted model, not a curated record. The transcript is spliced from 3 exons. Gene Ontology annotation, cellular component: COPII vesicle coat; endoplasmic reticulum exit site.
AAUAUUAAAAUGAACACGAGGGCUAAAAAUACAAACCACAAGCAUUAAAAGAAACAACUACUACAGUGUGGAGGAGAGCUCUCCCUGUCUCUCACUCUCCAGAUCUGUACCUAUCUCCUCGGGAAUAUCGACAAUCGAGAGAACAGCAACAACACCAAGAUGUUUUUGUUUGAUUGGUUUUAUGGGGUGUUAGCAUCUCUUGGGCUAUGGCAAAAAGAGGCCAAGAUCUUGUUUUUAGGCCUUGAUAAUGCUGGGAAAACAACCCUUCUUCAUAUGCUCAAAGAUGAGAGGUUAGUUCAGCAUCAGCCAACACAACAUCCAACAUCAGAAGAGCUGAGUAUUGGUAAAAUCAAGUUUAAGGCUUUUGAUUUGGGUGGUCAUCAGAUUGCUCGGAGAGUUUGGAAAGAUUACUAUGCCAAGGUUGAUGCUGUAGUUUAUCUUGUGGAUGCCUAUGACAAGGAGAGGUUUGCAGAAUCUAAGAAAGAGUUGGAUGCUCUCCUUUCAGACGAGUCAUUGGCCACUGUCCCAUUUCUCAUUCUGGGAAACAAAAUUGAUAUCCCGUAUGCUGCCUCAGAGGAUGAGCUGCGCUUUCAUCUUGGCCUGACUGGUGUCACCACCGGAAAGGGUAAGGUGAAUCUUGCAGAUUCAAGUGUGCGUCCUUUAGAGGUAUUCAUGUGCAGCAUUGUGCGCAAAAUGGGUUAUGGUGAUGGAUUCAAAUGGGUCUCUCAAUACAUCAAGUAGAAAAUCUGCUGACGAGGAGUUUUAUGAUGUUAUUCUCCUCUGGAAGAAGAGAUGAAGUGUUCCAAAGAAGGAUUGAAAUUCAUAUUGAUUCCCCGGUUUGAUUUGGUUUGUAAGUUCUUCUCUUGGAUGUUCUUUUGGUCUGCGUGGAAGACCUUUCAUUUUAUUGUAGUGUAAAAUCUUAACUAUAGCCUUAAAGCAGUUUCACAUGUAAUUCAGCUUCUUUGACAGCCUAUUUAUUAUCUUUAUCUGUUUGGCAGAUGUUCUUUA